Messenger RNA from Aegilops tauschii subsp. strangulata, 2177 nucleotides. RefSeq lists its product as uncharacterized. NCBI's taxonomy places the organism in Eukaryota, Viridiplantae, Streptophyta, Magnoliopsida, Poales, Poaceae. The record is from RefSeq and is a predicted model, not a curated record.
UCUCUCCCUUUUUGUAGCAACUACUCAAGAUUUAUCUCUAAAAGAAAUACUGAAGAUUUUCUAUGGUAAGUAAUAUAGAUAACUUAAUGUGGUUGGAGCCUAGGACUGGGUAAACCUCACCCUUGUAACAAAUUUUCAAAAGAAACCAGAGAGAAACGUUGGAUGGUUGUGGCAUGCAGCAGAUAGCAGUCGAUCGAUCGAUCGGCUUUCAGUUGCACAAUUUGAGGGGAGGAGGCCAAAAAUGGCGCAGGAUCUUAUCAGUCCACACCUGCACUCGUCACCUCCCACUUCCUCCUCCACUUGCACUCGCACUACGUCCGCUCGUUCCGCCGCCUGCGUGCUCCAUGGGCGGCUACACGCCGGAGGGCGGCGGCAGCGGCGUCCGUGCCGCCCGCCCCGGACGGUACCCUCCCCUCGCCUCCCUCGUCGUCUCCACCAUCGCCGCCUUCUCCGCCGUCAUCGUCAUCGCCGUCCUCCACUCGGCGUACGACGACGCGCUGUCCCGGACGCGGACGCUGCUGGGGCACAACCUGGAGCCGACGCCGUGGCACCCGUUCCCGCACGACAAGGGCCGCCCGCCGCCGCGCGCCGCGCUCCGGUGCGCAUCCUACCUCUCCUGCCUCCCGCCGCUCUCGCAGCCGAAGCCGGCGGCGGCGGCGGCGGCCAACGCGUCGAGGCCGCGGCAGUGCCCGUCCUACUUCGCCGCCAUCCGCCGCGACCUGGCGCCCUGGCGGCGCCGCGACGGCGGCGGCGGCGGCAUCACGCGCGCGCUCCUCGAGUCGGGCCGCCACCGCGCGUCCAUGCGCGUCACCAUCACGGGCGGCGGGACGCGGCUGCACGUGGACCUCUACUACGCCUGCGUCCAGAGCCGCGCGCUCUUCACCGUGUGGAGCCUGCUGCAGCUCAUGCGGCGCUACCCCGGCCGCGUCCCGGACGUGGACCUCAUGUUCGACUGCAUGGACCGGCCGGCCAUCAACCGCACCGAGCACACCGGCGAGGGCGCGCCGCCGCCGCCUCCCCUGUUCCGCUACUGCACCACCCGCGACCACUUGGACAUCCCGUUCCCGGACUGGUCCUUCUGGGGCUGGCCGGAGACGCACAUCGAGCCGUGGACCCGGGAGUUCAGGAGCAUCAAGCAGGGCUCCAGGCGGGUGCGGUGGCCGGACAGGGUGCCCACGGCGUACUGGAAGGGCAACCCGGACGUGGCGUCGCCCCUCCGCCUCGCGCUGCUCGCCUGCAACGACACCAACCUAUGGCGAGCCGAGAUCAUGCGCCAAAACUGGGAGGAGGAGGCCAAGUCCGGGUACCAGAACUCCAAGCUCUCCAGCCAGUGCACGCACCGGUACAAGAUCUACGCGGAGGGGUUCGCGUGGUCGGUGAGCCUCAAGUACAUCCUGUCGUGCGGGUCCAUGGCGCUGCUGAUCGACCCGCUGUACCAGGACUUCUUCAGCCGGGGGCUGGAGCCGCGGGUGAACCACUGGCCGGUGAGCACGGUGGGGAUGUGCGAGUCCAUCCGGGACGCCGUGGAGUGGGGCAACGCGCACCCGGAGGAUGCGGAGCGCGUCGGGAAGCGCGGCCAGCGGCUCAUGCAGGAGCUGGGCAUGGACACCGUCUACGACUACAUGCUGCACCUGCUCACCGAGUACGCCGCGCUGCUCGACUUCCGGCCGGGGCCGCCGCACUCGUCCCAAGAGGUCUGCGCCGGUUCCGUGCUCUGCCUCGCCGACGACCGCCAGAGGAGGUUCCUGGAGGCGUCCGCCGCGUACCCCGCCACCGCCGGGCCGUGCUCCAUGCCGCCGUCCGACGGCUGAUCAAUGCAAGUCAAUGCGGGGUGGAGAUUGAGCGUCCGUGCGUCGAGGGUAAAGGUGCAUGCGAUGCGCAAUGGAUGCGCCGACUUGUACUACUACUGCCAUUAUCAGGGAUGAUACGCCCGUGGGCGGGGCUGAUUUGCGAGAUUCUUUAGCCUGAGAGUGAGAGGGGGUGGGUCAGGAUGGGGGUAGCGGUAGAGGGACACUAGUGUAGUGGAGUGGUACUAAUCUCGGCACGUCACAAUUUUGAUUUUGGAUUAGCUACUGUUGAUCAGUCUCUAAUAAACCUAAAUGAUAAGUGCCUUGCGAGAGAAAAGUGGGGAAAAAGUUUGAACGCUUUGUGUUUAAUGAACAAGGUGAUUCCAUUUA